This is a messenger RNA of Phytophthora sojae, 912 nucleotides long. RefSeq names its product avirulence protein 1b (gene Avh1b-24). The transcript has 3 exons. Bases 1 to 912 code for a protein of 303 amino acids. The record is from RefSeq and is a predicted model, not a curated record. Lineage: Eukaryota; Oomycota; Peronosporomycetes; Peronosporales; Peronosporaceae.
AUGCGUCUGCCCUCCAUCCUCCUGGCAGCGUCUGCGCUCGCACUUCUUGCCAGCGACAGCGCUCUCGCUGCGGUCGCGGGUGCCAGCGAGGGCACGAAGGUCUCCACAAUGGCGUUUCCGGACCUCGACGUGCUAGCUGUGAGCCACAGCGCCAAGAGAUCGCUGCACGACAUCGAACGCGUGGACGAAGACGACGAAGAGAGGUGGGCCGGUGCUAAAUUGUUCAGCGCCGCCAAGCUUGAGAAAGCGAUGAACGACUCCAAGUACGCGGAGACUCUGAUGAUGAGGUGGAAGCGCCACGGAUUCGACAUUGAAGACACAAAAUUAUCACUGGAGGCUUCCAAGUUGAGCAAGGACCCGAGGCUCAAUACUGCGAAGAUCCAAAACGCGUUGGGAGACAGCAACUACGCGAAGACGUUGUUCAGGGAGUGGAAGACCCACGAUCACGAAUCGACUGAUAUACUCAAGAAGCUGAAGGUGCUGGGCCUCCGAAAGGGCGACGGCGACGGCGACAAGCUAUUCAAGAACUACGCGUCUUGGCUCAACAUCCACUACCCGGACCAAAAGGCAAAAGAUCUGGCGAAAGCGAAGCUGUUGUUUGAGGACACGAUGCUCUUGCAGGCGAGGGGUGAUGUCGAAUUAGCUGAGAGACUGUUCAGGGCAUGGAAAACGAGAGGAUUCACUCUCAGCGAGGUCAAGCAGAAGCUGGCGAAGACGCUUGCCAAUAACGAUGGGAAGCUCCUGAAGCAAUACACGGUCUGGAUCAACAAUCAUUUCCCGGUCAAGCCCACGCAAGCGUCUCCCAUCGUCGCCAUUCUGGACCGCGUGGAAGUUGUCUCCGGCGCCAGUGACGGCAGCAACAGCAUCGGUACUGGCGAGGAGACACACGGUAGCGCCAAGAAGCCACAAUAG